Molecule: messenger RNA, 507 nt
Organism: Eufriesea mexicana
Lineage: Eukaryota; Metazoa; Arthropoda; Insecta; Hymenoptera; Apidae
Exons: 2
Coding region: 45-431 (128 amino acids)
Source: RefSeq, a predicted model, not a curated record
CGUGCCUACGUAUACGUAUAAAAGUAUCGUGAUCGGUGGGUCGGAUGAGGGAACAGUCGAGCGCGGUUAUUCGAGCGAUCAUGAUCGAGAUUAUCGCGUUGUUUAUCGGAGUCGUCGGAACUCUAGCGGCUCCUGGAAUGCCUGAAGCGUAUGGAAUGCCUGGAACUCCGUACGCCCCUCGGAAUAUCACGAAAGACGCGGAAGUGGUCUUCCCGCAGCUGCCAGGCUCGGAAAAUUUAGACGAGAAAGCGAUGCCUUUGUCGAAGCUGGUCGAUCACCAGCCUUUCCCAUCGUUGGGACAGAACUCGGUGGAAAAGUCUUGGAUACCAUCCGAACUUCCUGGAACGAAGAACCUCGCCGAAAAACGUAUUCCCGAACCGGUCUUGCAAAAGUUGUUCCAGCUGCAGGAAGUCGAUCAGCGAGAUCCUUGAACGAGUCUACGCGGAGAUAUCUUCGUCGAGGUCGUCGCAUGGGAAACUUCGUUCCCAUCAUCGAUUAAAUUGCUGU